This is a messenger RNA of Ceraceosorus guamensis, 2638 nucleotides long. Its product is annotated as AP endonuclease. Gene Ontology annotation, molecular function: DNA binding; phosphoric diester hydrolase activity; DNA-(apurinic or apyrimidinic site) endonuclease activity. Lineage: Eukaryota; Fungi; Basidiomycota; Exobasidiomycetes; Ceraceosorales; Ceraceosoraceae. Gene Ontology annotation, cellular component: nucleus; mitochondrion. The coding region runs from base 361 to 2145 and encodes 594 amino acids. The record is from RefSeq and is a predicted model, not a curated record. The transcript has 4 exons. Gene Ontology annotation, biological process: base-excision repair.
CGCCUCACGACUAGUCCGCUGUGAAUUGACGAAUCUACGUCGCGCGACAAUCGUGAAUCUCGUUCUUUGUUCCCGUUUAAACAAUAAGGGACCGUUUGAAGAAGCUUCUCUCGCCCGUCUAAAGGAGGUGGCUUUACCCUCCAACCAAAAGUCUUCAAAGGCGCGCAAGACCUUGGAAUAGGAAGGUGCGCAAUCCCCGAUACCAACGCGAGGGGCGCGCACAGGAAGCGCAAAGCCACGAUGCCACGUCGGUCUGCGCGCCAGUCGACGGUCAAGGUGGAAGAGGUGGUGCCAGAAAGACGGAAAGCCGAUCGCAAUUCCCCUUCUCGAACAGCCAGCUCAUCCACAACGGGACCGUCCAUGCGGGGCAAGAAGCGCGGCGCGAAGAAGGUGGAUGAGGUGAAUGAUACGCAGCAGCAGCAGCAGCAGCAGCAGCAGCAGUCGCAGCAUCGGGCAUCCAAGCGUCUCAAGAGCUCAGCAAAAGCCGAGGAGGUAAAGAUGGAGUCGGACAUUGCAGCAGCUGGAAUGCCGUCCAUUCGCAGUGGACGUGUCAAGAAUGGGCACAAUGCCGUUCAGGAUGAUGAUGCAGCAGAAUCAUCGCCAGCAAGUCCGGCGGCGGCAGAGGAAGAGCCGUGCGAAGCAAAGGUCUCAUCAGACGCACAAAGCCAAUCAUCAGGUGGUCCUGCUGCUGCUGCUGCUGAUGCGAAGAAGAAGAAGAAGCGCGAGUCGAAAUCUUGUGCUGGAGCGCAGCAGCAGCAGCAGCAGCAGCAGCAGCAGCAGCAGCGGGGGCAACAGGCGGAUGCUGCGCGAGUUCAGGGGAGCAAGUAUCACGUCGGAGCGCACAUUUCCAUGGCGGGAGGCAUCGAGAACAGCGUCAAGAACGCACUGAACAUCGGAGGCAAUGCGUUUGCGCUGUUCGUCAGGCCCAAAAUGGCUUGGGCUAGCAAAGCCAUAGCGGAGGUCAAUGUGCAAGCUUUCAAAUGCGCGGUGGCGCAACAUGAUUAUGCGGCUCGCGUAUUGCCUCAUGGAUGCUACCUCACCAACCUGGCCAAUCCGGACGAGGAGAAGAGGCGGAAAUCGUACGAGUGCUUCGUGGAUGAUCUGCAACGAUGCGCGCUUUUGGGCAUAGACAGGUUCAACUUUCAUCCGGGCAGCACAGUGGGGGAAUGCAGCAUGGAGGAGGGAUGCGCUUCGAUUGCGCAGUGCAUCAACAGAGCGCACGAACAAGUCAAAGACUGUCCACGCAUACUUUUGGAGAACAUGGCAGGAUCGGGAAAUGUCAUUGGCAAGAGCUGGACGGAGCUGGGUCAGGUCAUAGCGUUGGUGGUUGACAAGUCAAAAGUGGGCGUCUGUCUGGACUUGUGCCACGCCUUUGCCGCUGGCUACGACAUUUCUCACGCAGCAGGUUUCGACGCGAUGCUGGAAGAGCUGGACGCCAAUGUGGGCAAAGAGUAUCUGCAGGGAAUCCACAUCAACGACUCUAAAGGCGCCCUGGGCUCGCACAAGGACAGACACGAUAAUGUGGGAGCUGGGAUGCUUGGUCUCUAUCCAUUUUGGAGGAUCAUGAACGAUUUGCGCUUUCAAGGGAUGCCGAUGGUGCUGGAAACGCCAGGAGAAGAGGGUGUGAUGCAUCAAGUAUGGUCGCGCGAGGUGGAAGCGUUGUACUGUUUGUCCGGCACGCUCUACGAGGACGAUGUGCGCUCCCGCUCGAACAAGACGAUCAAGGCCGAGCACGAGCCGAAAGGGCAACAAGCCUCGGGCGGAUGGCAAAGGGCGAGAGAGUUGAUGCGGCAGGUCCAAGAGCUCAGACUCCAAGGCGCCAAAGCAGAAGAGGAGAAGAAGCAGAGGAGCCAAGCAAACAAGACUUUGGCCAAAGCGAAAGCCAGAGCCAAAGCCAAGGUCGACGUGUCGUCCAGCGAGGAGGAUGUUGACGUUGAGAAAGAGGAGGAGAAGGAGGAGGACAAGAAGAGACGGAAUGUCGAGCUGAUCGGAGCGAAGAAGAAGCGCGCCAAAACUGCCGCAUCCCAGCGACGCGCUGCUCCUUUUGCGCAGCAAACGGCCGCAGAGGUCAGCACUGCUGGCGAGAGCGCACUUGUCGAGAAUGAACGAGGAGCGGGCAGGAAGUCAAGGGGGAGGGCUUUGUGAACCCAGAAAGGCUAGGUAGAUGUUUUAUAGCGGGGCAGGUGCAAUGCGCGUCGGGCGUUUGUGAGCGACGUUGCAAGCGGUGCAGCGGACCGCCCGGGCACUCCUUGUGCUCGAAAACGAUGGAUAUCUAUGCUCAGCAUGCCAUUGAUCAUCGCGUGCUCAUAUUGUGCCAUUCUGGUGUCUAAUACUCCCCACGCAGCUCUUUGAGCAAGCCCUCGACCUAUGCGGGGUCGGCGUAGAAUGAAAAUGUGCACAGAUGAGCAAACCGACUGCAGCAGCUCUCAAAGCCGAGCAUUCGACUCACCUCCCACGCGCCAGCCCAAAACCUGAUGCUAGCCUCGACACCCCCCUCUUUUUCGAUUCUCUUUUCCAGUCCUCUGUAGCGUCUGACGAGAGCCACAUCUUUUGGGCCCAAUCGCAAAACAGGACAAUAAUCGUUGCCUCCAUCUCCCACGUACACUAUCCUUUCAAACGCCGAACGUCCUCCAUGACG